UGAAAAUGGAAUAAUACAAAAAGUAGAUCUCUACCAGAUUUGGGAGCAAGAAGAAUUCCGUCAGAUUUUACCAUUUAAAGAGUACAUAUUUGAUAUGCUGAUACACCUUGAUAUCGUAUCUGAACAGCGUAGAUAUGAUACAAAAACAGGAAGUCGGCUACUAGUUGAAAACUUCUUUGUACCAAGUAUGCUUACACAAAGAAAUGAUACAGAUUUCUUGUCACAAGAAUGUACACCAGAGAGGACUGUUAGUUUGGCUUUUGUUUUUAAAGGAACCAUUAUACCUCCAGCUUUACCGAAUCGUCUCAUAUGCGCAUGUCUCAGUAUGUGGACACUAAAAGAAUACCGUGGAAGGAAACUUAUGUUUUCUGGGUUUGUUGGGUUAUCAUUUGAUAAAGAGCAUGAUAUCGUUGUCUGUGUAGAAGGAAAUAAGAUCUUAUUGUACCUAGUCCACAAGCGCUCCAAGGGCCUGAUAGUACCUGAAAUAGCCACUAGUGUCAGAGAAUGUUUGCAUUUAACAUUGGAGAGGAUUUCAGAAUUUUAUCAGUCCACUGUCCAAGAAAAAUUCAGCGGCCAACUACCAUUUCACACUGAGUAUUCCUGCUCCAGAUUUAUCUGUUACUUUCCAGAAGAAAGGAUAGCUUUUAAAACUGAUGAGUGCAUUUGUAACCAUGGUGACAACAUUAAACUCAACUGGAAGGUUUGGAACCAGGAACAGAAACAAAAGCAGUGUGAUCUGGAUUGUACAGGUUUGAGUGAAGAUGCACUAUCUCACAUUCCAAGUAAUACAGAGUUGCUAAGUUUGUCUGUUAAUUGUGAGACACGCAUGAUACAUGAUUUAGCUCUUCAUCUUGAAAUGGAAGAGACAGAAUGGAGUGAUAUGGUAGAAAAUUACCCAAGAAAUACACAGAUGGUCAAGUUUUUAACACUUAUUGGUUUGAGAGAGAACAAUGGAAUACGUUUUGGAGAUUUGGCCAAAGGCUUAAGAGAAUUGAGGAUAACAACACAUACCUUAUGUAUGAUGAGGAGGAGAAAACAAGUGAUAUCUAAUAUUCCAGACGAUAUCUUAGAUUCAAUUCCAACUGAUGAAAUAUUAGAUAACAUAUCACCACAGAUUGGUAAAAUGGUCUUUCAAUUAGGAACAGAACUUGGAUUGUCCAUAGCAGAUUUAGAGAAUAUAGACAAAUAUAAUUGUGACUUGACUGCCCAGAGUAAGGAGGUUUUAUUUACUUGGAGGAGAGACAGAUUAGUACGACCUACAAUACGUGUCCUUGAACAAGCUUUGGUAAAUAGUAGAAAAGGUGCAAGGUGUUUAGAGGAGGUUGUAAAGAAUGUUGAUCCGAAAACACUGAGAGCUGUAGAAACUGUAACAGAUAGGAUCAGAGAUAAUGCAGACAGAAUCAUACAGAAUAUACAAACCAGCCAAAUUCUAGACCAUAUGAUGACACAUCUGGUGAUAUCAGCAGACGACAGACGUGAUAUUGAACAUUAUCCUCGACAAGAUGACCAGAACAAAGCAUUGCUGGAUAUUGUGAUUAAAAGGAGAGAACCUGCUUACAGUGUGUUUGUUGAUGGAUUACGUAAUUAUGGAUACGAAGAUAUUGCUAAUGAUUUGAAAUGUUAUUCAGAGAAAAUGGGCCCAAGUACAACAUCAUUAACUGCCGAGAAUAAAGGAUUAUUAGAUUGGACUGUUCCAUUGUAUAAAAUUCGUCUGCAGAAAAAUUAUUCAGAUAUCAUUACCAGUGUAAAGCAUGAUAUAAUAGUAGAUCAUUUGAUAUCAUGUGCAGUAUUGACAAUUGGUGAUUUUCAAAAGAUAAAUGCUUGUCCAUCAGAAGAGCAAAGGAACAGGAAGUUAAUGGACUCACUUUUGCAUGGAAAUGAGAAGGGAUUUACUGAAUUUCUCAGCGCUCUACGAAAUGACUCAGUUUAUGCAGAUCUAGCAGAUAAAAUAGAGAACACAAACAUUACAAGCACAGAUAGAUCAAACAUUCAGAGUUGCUACAACGUCAAUAAAAGGAAAUAUGAGCUGAAUGUACAGGAGACAGCAACCAAUCUUCCCAAAAAAACCAAAGAGAAUUAGAAGUGAACAAUUAUUCAGAGUAAUAUCCUUUUGGGUAAAACUGUUGUUCAUAUCUAAUUUUACUUAUAACAAACUUUGUUUAAAAUUACUUUUCGGAAAUAUGAGCUGAAUGUACAGGAGACAGCAACCAAUCUUCCCAAAAAAACCAAAGAGAAUUAGAAGUGAACAAUUAUUCAGAGUAAUAUCCUUUUGGGUAAAACUGUUGUUCAUAUCUAAUUUUACUUAUAACAAACUUUGUUUAAAAUUACUUUUCGGGUUAAUAGUGUCAAUUAUAUUCGUGAUGUCCUAGUUUCAUCACCAAUGAUAUGUGUUUCAAAGUGACUUUGUCACCCUAUUCAUUUUUGUCGAGCCUUCGACUUUUGUCGAAAAAGCGAGACAUAGCUAUCCUACAUUCCGUCUGCGUCGUCGUCGGCGGCGUCUACAAAUAUUCACUCUGUGGUUAAAGUUUUUGAAAUUUUAAUAACUUUCUUAAACUAUCCUGGAUUUCUACCAAACUUGGACAGAAGCUUGUUUAUGAUCAUAAAAUAGUAUCCAUAAGUAAAUUUAAAAAAAAAAAAAAAUCCUGUUUUUCCGUAUUUUACUUAUAAAUGGACUUAGUUUUUCUGCCAGAUAACAUUACAUUCACUCUGUGGUUAAAGUUUUUAAAAUUUUAAUAACUUUCUCAAACUAUCCUGGAUUUCUACCAAACUUGGACAGAAGCUUGUUUAUGAUCAUUAGAUAGUAUCCAGAAGUAAAUUUAAAAAAAAAAAAAUCCUGUUUUUCCGUACUUUACUUAUAAAUGGACUUAGUUUUUCUGCCAGAUAACAUUACAUUCACUCUGUGGUUAAAGUUUUAAAAAUUUUAAUAACUUUCUUAAACUAUCCUGGAUUUGUACCAAACAUGGACAGAAGUUUGUUUAUGAUCAAAAGCUAGUAUCUAGAAGGAAAUUUUUAUUAAAAUUUUGUACUUGUUUAUCCAUAUUUUACUUAUAAAUGGACUUAGUUUUUCUUCCAGUUAACAUUACAUACAGUCUGCAGUUAAAUUUUUAAAACAUUUAUUAGAUUCAUAAACUAUCCUGGAUUUUCACCAAACUUGGACAGAAGCUUCUUACAAUAAAAAAAUUGUAUCGAGAGGAAUAUUUUUAUUAAAUUUUUUCCUCAUCUCAUUUUUGUUGAGCCUGCGAUUAACAGCAAAAGUAGUUGAGACAUUGGGUUCUGCGGAACCCUUACAAAUUUUUCAAUAGCAUUGACACAAGUUUUAUAGCGACUUGAGUUUCACCAGUAUCAUCCAGAUUACAAUUCUAUGUUAAAAUCUAAAUUUGAAUUUAGCCUAGAAAAUACCUAUUUUGCCUUAAGAAUUGAAAAGUCAGUUUAAUUCAAAAGAAGUUUACCUAUGAGGGUCUGGUUGAGAUAUAGUUUACAGAAAAAAGAAUAUUAGCCUUAAAAAAUAUUGAAUAGAGAAACUGAACAUAAGUCUUAAAGAUAUGAGAAUAACGCUGUUGAUCCAAUUUCAGGUAUUUUUUGUCUCGCCUGCGACGAAAGUCGCAGUAUGCGAGACAUAGGUAUUACUAUCCGGCGGCAGCGUAAACUAUUUGUAUAUAGCUUUAUAUUUCAGAAGGUAGAAGACCUGGAUGCUUCAUAUCUUGUAUGUAGAUACCUUGUGUUACGAAGUUUCCGUCAAUCAUAUGUCCAUUGUCCUUGAACUCAUUUUCAUGGUUCAGCGACUGCUUGAAAAAAAAUUGAGUUUGUUUGUUAUGUGAAUUUCUCACUUAUUAUGAGUAGUAGGAUAACUAUAUUUGGUAUAUGGGUUCCUUGCAACGUCUACAUGUCCGUCCGACAGAGUUCACCUGACCUCGACCUCAUUUAAUGGAUCAGUGAUCAAGGUUAAAGUUACGUGAUUAGGUCCGUUUCUCAAAUACUAUAAGCAGUAGGUCAACUAUAUUUUGUGUAUGGAGUUAUUGUUUUGGGCACAUGUCUGUCUGGAAGGUAUCAUCUGACCUUGUCCUAAUUUUUAUGGUUCAAUGGUCAAUGUUAAGCUUUUGUGUUUUAUUCUGUUUUUCAAAUACUAAUAGCAAUAGGUCAGCUGUAUUUGGUGUAUGGAAUAAUUGUAAGGUGCACAUGUCUGUCUGGCAGGUAUCAUCUGACCUUGAUCUCAUAUUUAUGGUUCAUUGGUCAAUGUUAAUUUUUUGUGUUUUGGUCUGUUUUUCAAUUAACAUACGUAAUAGGUCAACUAUAUUUGGUGUAUAAAAAAAUUGUAAGGUAUAAAAAUAAGAAGAUGCAGUAUGAUUGCCAAUGAGGUGUAUAUGUCUGUCUGACACAUUUUAUCUGACCUUGACCUCAUUGUCAUAGAUUUUUAAAAAUGUUAAGUUUCUGUAAUGCUUUUUGUAAAACCUUUAUCUUUAAGACUUUCAAUAUAAAAUCAA
This is a messenger RNA of Mytilus californianus (California mussel), 4481 nucleotides long. RefSeq lists its product as uncharacterized. The transcript has 7 exons. Gene Ontology annotation, molecular function: death domain binding; protease binding. The record is from RefSeq and is a predicted model, not a curated record. The coding region runs from base 95 to 2080 and encodes 661 amino acids. Gene Ontology annotation, biological process: regulation of apoptotic process. NCBI's taxonomy places the organism in Eukaryota, Metazoa, Mollusca, Bivalvia, Mytilida, Mytilidae.